AUGCCUUCGAUAGCUCAGAGAACACCCCUAGAGUUGGGCUGGUCGUUCAAGGGCACCCAAGAUGGCAACGAGGAUUGGAAGCCUGUUGCUCGUGUUCCAACGGUAGUGCACCAAGAUUUGAUGGACAAUGGCAUCCUUUCCGAUCCCUUUCGCGAUCUCAAAGAGAUUGAUGCCGAAUGGGUAGAAGAGAGAUCCUGGACCUACCGCACGACCUUUCCGGCUCCCAAAGAUGCAACGGGUGCAUCCGUGUACCUUUUGUUCGAUGGCCUCGACACCUUCGCCAAAGUUCAACUGAACAAUACCGUCAUUUUGGAGAGUGACAACAUGUUUCUCAGCCACCGGGUAGACAUCACCAAAUUUAUCAAGAGCGAGAAUACUCUCGUAAUCGACUUCGAUAGUGCCAUGCUUCGCGGGAGGGCACUCAAGAACGAGCAUCCGGAUCACAAAUUCGUGCUUUUUAAUGGAGAGGCCGGGCGUCUCGCAGUCCGAAAGGCCCAGUAUCAUUGGGGAUGGGACUGGGGUCCGAAGCUCAUGACUGCAGGUCCGUGGAGGCCGGUUCGGCUUGAAGUCUCUUGGGCAAACAUUAACGAUGCAUUUGUCAAGUACGAAUUAUCCCAGGAUCUGAAGGAGGCCAAUGGCGAUAUCAAAAUUGAUGUUGAAGGUGAAUUCGACGAAAUCCAUGCCUCAGUUCGCUUCCAGGACGAUAUAAUAUUUCAUAAGUCGGCAACAGCCUUGGAAUUUUGCGGAGCAGCAGCAUCCUUAGGAAGAAAGGUCAUGAUUCCCUUUACCAUCAAGAACCCCAAACUCUGGUUCCCUGUAGGGUAUGGAGGCCAGCCUCUGUACGAUGUUGACGUCUACAUCCUCAAGGACGGUCAGACUCUGGAUAGUUGGAGCAGGAAAACCGGUUUCCGACGAAGCGAGCUAGUCCAGGUUGACGACUCCCACGGCCAAUCCUUCUAUUUCAGGAUCAAUGGGAUUGAUGUGUUCUGCGGUGGAUCAUGCUGGAUCCCAGCCGAUAGUCUUCUCCCAAGGAUAACGGGCGACAAGUAUAGAAAGUGGCUGGAGUUGAUGGUGAAAGGAAAUCAGGUUAUGACCAGAGUCUGGGGUGGAGGGAUUUACGAAGAAGACGCCUUCUACGACGCGUGCGAUGAACUGGGCCUUCUAGUAUGGCAGGACUUCAUGUUCGCCUGUGGAAACUAUCCCGUUUGGCCAUCAUUCGUCGAUUCCAUCCGCGAAGAAGCCAAGCAAAACGUUCGUCGACUGCGACACCAUCCGUCCGUGGUAAUCUUCGCCGGAAACAACGAAGACUAUCAAGUUCAAGAGUCCGAGAAUUUAGAAUACAACUAUGAAGAUAAGGACCCUGAAUCAUGGCUCAAGUCGACGUAUCCAGCUCGAUACUAUUAUGAGCAUCUUUUGCCUCAGGUAGUUGCCCAGGAGAGUAGUGGAGUGGUAUAUUGGCCUGGUUCUCCAUUUUCUAAUGGGAAACCUACGCCUGAUCCAACCGUGGGCGAUCUCCACCAGUGGAACGUCUGGCACGGCAUGCAAAGAAAGUACCAAACUUUCAGCCAGUUAGGUGGUAGAUUCAAUAGCGAAUUCGGUAUGGAAGCAUUCCCGGCUCUGCAAACCAUCGAAUACUUUGUCACCAAUCGCGAUGAGCUUUUCCCACAAUCUCAGACUAUGGACUUCCACAACAAGGCAGAUGGUCAUGAGCGUCGCAUCGCGACAUAUCUAGUAGAGAACUUCCGUCCAAAGGAGGACCUCAAGUCACAUAUUUAUCUCACUCAGCUCUGCCAGGCCGAGGCCCUAUCUUACGCAUACCGUGGCUGGCGCCGUCAAUGGGGAGAAGAACGACAUUGCGGGGGGGUUCUUGUCUGGCAACUCAACGACUGCUGGCCCGGCACGUCGUGGUCCAUUGUCGACUACUUCCUUCGCAAAAAGCCGUCUUUCUAUGCCAUUGCCCGCACUCUUGAGCCUCUCGCGGUAGCAGUGGAGCGCGAGCAUCACGACUGGAGUGUUUGCCACGCCAGGCCGGCAAAGACAUCUUCGUUUGCCGUUUGGGUGGCCAGUAGCAAGCAAAUGGAAUCCAUGGUCGAUGUUGAGAUUCGCUUCAUCUCGGUGAAAAGGGGCAGCGACAUUAAAGGGAAGAUACUGCAGCGCAAGGUUUCGGUUCAAGCGAACAGCACUACGGAGAUCUUGUCGGGCAAUAUUGAUAACGUCAACGAAGAACCACAUGUCAUUGCUGUGCGGCUUUUUUUGAAUGGCACCUGUAUUUCUCGCAGUGUCGACUGGCCCCAGCCCUUGAAAUAUCUCGAUUUCUCCGAAAGGGGUGUCAAAGUUACGCUGUCUAACGGGGAGUGUCGUAUCACUGCAGAAAAGCCAACCAAAGGACUAGUGUUGGAGGAAGCUGAUGACAUCACCUUGAGCGAUAAUUGUGUUGAUGUCGUUCCUGGUGAUGAGAUUGUCAUCCAGGCCACCGGCACAGGGACCGUAGUAAACCCACCCAGCUAUAUAUACCUGGGUCAACCUUGA
This is a messenger RNA of Clonostachys rhizophaga, 2529 nucleotides long. Lineage: Eukaryota; Fungi; Ascomycota; Sordariomycetes; Hypocreales; Bionectriaceae. The record is from the annotation of a GenBank genome assembly.